GGUAGUGUCGCUGAUCUGCCUCAGACUCAUCUUGUUCAAUUUGGCGCCAGUGACGAAAUUUCUAAAGGGCAGACAAUUUUACCUUCCAAUUCUGGAGACCCUCAAUCACAUGCUAUUUCCACCAUAAACGAAGCUAAUACAAGUGAUCCGGCUUCAAAUGGUGGUAUUUCCGCACCUAUUACAAAUACAGCUACUCAACCUGCCAAAAAAAGUUUCAGAGAUCGUCACUCUGUUCCCAUUGGGGAGACCCAACAAUCAAUCGGUUUCAACGAACUUGGACCUUCCGCUAGGGCGAGGCGUUCUCAUUUGCGCCCUCAAAAUUACUAUGCGGGUGACCAAGAUUCCCGCUCAUUGCAGACUGUUGUGGCACCCGUUGUUCCUCAACCGCUUUUACAAGCACGCCUUGCAUAUUUCUUUCCUGGCCAUAUUAUGGCUCCAGCAAUUACUCCUGCUGCCCAAGCUGCAACUCCGGUAAUCCCUCCUAAUCUUGCAGACAAUACUAUUGCUGCUCCCACCUUGCCAGUUCCUGCUAGUAAUAUUGUCCCACCUGUUGUAUACGCUGCCGCACUUAACGCACAAGGGGUCCAUACAGCUCCUGUUCCCGGAGUUGGUUUGUCAGAUGCAAACAGUUUUUCUCUCGUGGGUGGAGCUCCCACAUCUGCUGGUAAUAGUUUGCCUUCCGGCGCUCCAUUAUCUUUAUAUUCUUCAGAGAUGACUCCAAGUUCGCUUGCUGGCAACAUUUCUUACUCCACUGGGCUUACCUCCGCAAACACUGGCUUGACCUCACCGGGAGUCGCCUCCAGUGGAACUCGUUCUCCUUUAUAUGAACCUGUUGAUAUAAACCAGCUAGUUGCUUUUGUUGAAUCAAACGGAGGGUGGAUGAAAGUUCAUUUGCCUCCUGACCUCCAGGAUAACUCUAUCAUUUUGGAAUCAAUAAAGAGGGAGAAUGCCAAGCUAUUGUCAUCCGAAGCUGUGCAUUCCACUAAUGAAGGAGCUAACGUUCGGAAGGAUGGUUCCUUGAUUAUUUCAAACUCUAAGAGUGACUCUCUUUACCCUCAUAUUGAAGGCAGUUCUCGUGUUCGGCAAAUAAGUAGAGACGACUUCGAAUCCAGAUUGCCAACCAAACCAGAAGACGUAUUAAUCGUUGAUAACCGUUUAUUCUUUGUUCCUCGCAACCUUCAUCGCACGAUGUUUCUUAAGUUCGAUUCAAAGCUUAACUAUAUACGGCAUCACGUGGAAUAUUACUUCAGUGAUUGGAAUCUCUCACGUGAUGAACACUUGAAAUCUAUUCUUUCAAGCAAUUUGAACACUUGCCCAAUUUCCGAUCUCCUGCUCUUUAAUCGGCUUCGUUGGGCCUCGACCACAAAGAACGAAUUGCUUGAUGCUGUUUCGGGCAGUAAUGUCGUUACUGUCACAUGCUCGGACGGCUCCCCUUUUGGUAUAACUCGUAUCAUUCCUCCAUCUCCCUCUACCGAUGCAGCGGAUUCCGAUAGUCAUGUUCAUUCAAUUACGCCAGGGAUCCAAUCCGGACAAACCAGUUUCCAGGGUCCUCCACCAGAUGUAGCUUCUUCCUUAUCAUCUUUUUCUCUAGACCCAGCCAUACCUGAGCUGCAAUUUCCUUCUCAUCCUUUAGUCGUUUCUUUUCCAGCUAACCAUACGUAUACACCCACUGAUUCUAUCUCAAGUGCUAUUAUUCUUCCCAACUUUAACGCUGCAACCCCUACACCCUCUCCACACGUUCAUAGCGCCAACCAGACGUCUCACUUUUUACCCUUCCAACCUCCUGGGGCUUACUUGCUAGCAUCACCUCCCAUUAUCGGAAACGCCUCUCCGGCAGCCACUAUUUUCCCUGGCCAACCAUCUCAGACACAUUACUACCAUGCCCUACCUCCUGCGAUUCCUGCCAUUGCCCCCGCCGUUGGCCCCUUUCACUUUUCAUUUCCUCAUAAUGCCUCUCUUCCCCUUAUAAACGCACACUUGGCAGGUAAUUCCCCCCCUGGGUCGGUCGAUGCGGCAUCACUUAUGGCGGCGGUCUAUAGGAUGUCUCUCUCUGGAGGUGCUAUCUCUUCUGCGGCCACAGCGCCUAAUAUUUUCGGUCCGCAUACUCUUUCUGGACAACCUACCCUAUCGAACGCUGCAUCUGUCCCUGCUCACCAGGCUCAGGCACAACCUACUGUUCUACUGCAAUUGAUGCAACCGCCUCACACUGCCUCUAUCUCGAAUUCGGGAGUAGUAAGUCAUCCUGUCUCAGUAGCCAAUUCAAUUUAUCAUCCAUCUGCGCAUAUUGCUUCUGGACAAUAUCCUUUAUCAGUUGGCACAGCCAGUGCCCAAAAUCAGGCUGCAUCUAUCGCUGCGGCCGCUUCUAUCAUAAAUGCUUCACGAGCUUCACAGGUCUCCGGAAGCCCACCAAACGGUGCAUCACAGUCUUCUAAUCAGACUGCAACAUUCUGGCUGCAAGCGGGGAUCCCAUCUGCUGGAAUUCCCGUUAGCACUGGGCUUACCUAUGCUGGUGCUCCUCUUUCUAAUCCCAACAUCAACUUUGCGGCCAAUCCUCACUCUCAGGCUCCUUUUGCUGCUCCUGCCUUCGUUUUUCCUCAUCCUCAUAACCACGUAGCAGCUCAGGGUUUGUUUGGCGCAGCUCAACUUCAAUCAAUUAAUCAACAGGCACAAGGCGUCCAGCAAUAUCGCUACGUCCAAUCCCAUGUAUCGCCUGCUUAUCAUUCUCCUCAAUGCGGUCUUCCUAUUACUACGUCCCAUGUGAGUGCCUCAAGUCACGGCGAUUCCACUUAUCAAGAUUCUGGCCAUUAUAGCACCAUGGUUUCUAAUGGCAACACCAAUGGACUUCACAAUAAAUCCGCAUUGAAAUCACCGCCCUUGGUAUUUGGAGGGGACAGCAAACAAAUUUCCGACGUUGAUUCUCGCAGCCAAACUCCACAACCAGAUUCCACUAACUCAUCAGCUGCUAGCAGUGAAUCCAGGUCAAAAUUAGAUUGA
Messenger RNA from Protopolystoma xenopodis, 2994 nucleotides. The record is from the annotation of a GenBank genome assembly. Lineage: Eukaryota; Metazoa; Platyhelminthes; Monogenea; Polystomatidea; Polystomatidae.